AUGUCGGCGUCCAAAUCUUCUCCAUCCGCCUCCCGAUCUGAUCCUCAGACUACUGGGCAUCAAGAAAGUCUUCUGUCAGCCCAAGAAAUACUAGCAGUUAUUGAUUCUUUUGAGAAACAGGUUGCUUUGGAUCGUCGUGUAAGCAUAAAGAAACAUAUGGAAGAAAAUACACAAAAAGUUGCUGAUGUAACAAAAAGUCUUCUUAAACUAUCGAUGGAAAGAAGCAAUCUUAAGAUUAUUGGUGCACACAAAAGUGUUGAUUUACUGGCUAAGAGGCAGAAAGAUGCAAUUGAUAUGCAUAACUGUAUCGGUACGAGUAAUGGGGAUAAUGAUAACAGUAGCUCUCAAGAAGAUGGAUAUGGCUCUUCGGCAAUUCUUUUGGGAUCUAGCAUUGCAGUAAAAAAUGCUGUUCGCCCUAUUACACUACCAGAAGUGAAAAAAUUACCACCAUAUACAGCAUGGAUUUUUUUGGAUAGAAACCGAAGAAUGACGGAGGACCAGUCUGUAGUCGGCAGAAGGAGAAUCUAUUAUGACCAAAAUGGUGGUGAGGCUCUAAUCUGUAGUGAUAGUGAAGAAGAAGCAAAUGAUGAUGAAGAAGAGAAGAAAGAGUUUGCUGAGUUUGAAGAUUAUAUUCUGCGAAUGACCAUUAAAGAAGUGGGGUUAUCUGAUGCUGCAUUGGAUUUGUUAGCCCAGUGCCUGUCUAGAAAAUCUUCUGUAAUCAAGGCAAGAUAUGAAGAUCUUGUUAAGAGCGAGAAUUCCACAUGCGAUGUAAACAAUGGAAAUGUUGAAAGCUUCGUGAAUCCUUAUAUUGAUAAAGAUCUAGAUGCAGCUCUGGAUUCAUUUGACAAUCUGUUUUGUCGCCGCUGUCUUGUUUUUGACUGCAGACUACAUGGAUGUUCCCAGGAUCUUAUCUUUCCUGCUGAGAAACAACUACCAUGGUCCUGUCUGGAUGUGGAAAAAAAACCAUGCGGCCCAAAUUGCUACCGACGGACACAAAAGAGGAAGCAGGGAGGUCCAUCUGUUCGCAAGAAGUCAAAGUCUUUCCCAAGUGAAAAUGCAAAAGACAUAUCUGAAAGCAGUGACUCAGAAAUCAAACUCUUCAAUGAUGUUGCUUCUUCGCCUAAGUGUACAUCUACAGGAAAAUGUGGGGGAAACAAAAGGAACAGCAAGAGAAUAGCCGAGCAUGUAUUAGUUGCCAUAAGGAAAAAACAGAAGAAAAUUGCUGCUUCUGACUCUGAAUCCAUUGCAAGUGGGAGUCUCGGCUCUAAAGAUUUGAAUCUUCAGGCUCCUCGACGAGAAAAUAAUGGCAUUAGUUCUUCACAGAAAUUGAAAUCUUCAUGUGCUAGAAAGUCUAGUAGGAAAGAGUAUUUUGCUCCUGACAGCAACAAAUCUUUGCAGGGGGAGGCUCUGAGUGGGGCAUCGAAUGAGAUUGAAAGUAAGCGACCUGUGACUAGUAGUGACGAUACCUUAAAGAAAGAAGAACUUAUAGAUGAGAGUAUGUAUAAACAAGAAGUAACAGAUGAUAAAUGUUGGAAAGCAUUUGAAAAGGCCCUCUAUGAAAAGGGGCUUCUGAUUUAUGGCCGGUCCAGCUGUUUGAUUGCUAGAAAUCUUAUGAAUGGUCUGAAGACAUGUUCAGAGGUAUAUAAAUAUAUGCAUCAUUCUGAGAAUAAGCAAUUUUUUCGUGCUGGUGAUGGGGCGACCUUUGCUGAUGGCUAUUUGAAAGCUGAUGGUGAAAUUGUGGGCAAUGCUGCACGGAGAAGAUCAAGAUUUUUACGUAGGAAAGGUAGGGUUCGCCGCUUGAAAUACACAUGGAAAUCUGCAGGGUACCAUUCUAUCAGGAAGCGCAUUUCUGAGAGGAAAGACCAACCUUGUCGGCAGUACAACCCUUGUGGAUGUCAAUCAGCCUGUGGAAAGGAGUGUCCAUGUCUUGUUAAUGGUACCUGCUGUGAAAAAUACUGUGGGUGUCCAAAGAGUUGCAAGAAUAGAUUUAGAGGCUGUCACUGCGCUAAAAGUCAGUGUCGAAGUCGUCAGUGCCCUUGUUUUGCUGCUGAUAGAGAGUGUGAUCCGGAUGUUUGUCGAAAUUGCUGGAUCAGUUGUGGUGAUGGCACCCUUGGGGUUCCUUCUCAAGGAGGUGAUAAUUAUGAAUGCAGGAACAUGAAGCUUCUUCUAAAACAACAACAGAGGGUGUUGCUGGGAAGAUCAGAUGUUUCUGGUUGGGGAGCAUUCUUGAAGAAGAAUGUUGGCAAGCAUGAAUACCUUGGAGAGUACACUGGUGAACUAAUAUCACACCGUGAAGCUGAUAAGCGUGGCAAGAUCUAUGACAGGGAAAAUUCUUCGUUUCUCUUCAACUUAAAUGACCAGUUUGUGCUAGAUGCUUAUCGGAGGGGUGAUAAGUUGAAGUUUGCCAACCAUUCUCCUGAUCCUAAUUGUUAUGCUAAGGUCAUUAUGGUGGCUGGAGAUCACAGGGUGGGUAUAUUUGCGAAAGAAAGAAUUGGUGCUGGUGAAGAACUCUUUUACGAUUAUCGUUAUGAGCCAGAUAGAGCACCUGCUUGGGCAAAAAAACCUGAGACGUCUGGCGCUAGAAGAGAAGAUGGUGCUCCUUCUACCGGUCGUGCCAAGAAGCACACCUGA
Molecule: messenger RNA, 2631 nt
Organism: Fraxinus pennsylvanica
Lineage: Eukaryota; Viridiplantae; Streptophyta; Magnoliopsida; Lamiales; Oleaceae
Source: the annotation of a GenBank genome assembly